This is a messenger RNA of Fusarium redolens, 2229 nucleotides long. Its product is annotated as arginine-tRNA-protein transferase. Gene Ontology annotation, molecular function: arginyl-tRNA--protein transferase activity. Gene Ontology annotation, biological process: protein arginylation. The transcript is spliced from 3 exons. Bases 1 to 2229 code for a protein of 742 amino acids. Lineage: Eukaryota; Fungi; Ascomycota; Sordariomycetes; Hypocreales; Nectriaceae. The record is from RefSeq and is a predicted model, not a curated record. Gene Ontology annotation, cellular component: cytoplasm.
AUGUACCGACCUGAUCAACGUCGGUCAUGUUGUCCACACUAUACUAUUCGUCUUGAUUCUAGCCAAUUCAAGCCAUCUAGAGAUCAACGACAGACCGUCAACCGUUUCAAUAAGUAUGUCAUGGGAGAGGCUUACAUGAAAGAGGCGGCUCGCCUGUAUCCCAAGUCGCGUGAUCAGGCCAAGAAACGGGAUAACCAUUUUGAUCUCGUCGAACGAAUUCAUGAGGCUGAGGAGGCUAACCUAAAGAACCCUCCCGAGGCUGCCCAUAAACUCGUCGUGACUUUAGAGCAUGACGAUUGUACGGAUGAGAAGUUUGCCGUCUACCAGAACUACCAGGCGGUAGUUCACAAGGAGUCUCCGGACGAAGUUACCAAGAGCGGAUUUAGACGCUUCCUUUGUGACUCACCUUUGAGGAGAGAAACAAUGGUGACAUCCGAUGGGCGUAAACGUCGUCUGGGCUCGUAUCACCAAUGUUACAGGCUAGAUGGUAAGCUAGUUGCCAUUGGAGUGCUUGACCUCUUGCCCGAGUGUGUAAGCUCAGUGUACUUUCUUUAUCAUGAGAGUAUUCACCAGCAUGCGCCAGGCAAGCUUGGUGCACUGUAUGAGAUUGCUUUGUCCAUUGAGGAGGGCUAUGGCUGGUGGUACCCAGGCUAUUAUAUACACAGUUGCCCCAAGAUGUGGUACAAGGUUGAUUACUCACCUCAGUAUGUCCUUGACCCUGUCUCAUUGACAUGGGACCCACUGGAUCGAACUGUGCUGGAUCUCCUCGACAAAAAGCCGUACGUGAGCCUUUCGCUUGAAAAGGAACAAGCCUCUCGCGAGAUCGAACAAAGUUCUACAUCACCUGGCAAGAAUACAAAAGAGAGCGACAAAGCGGAGGACAAAGGGUCCGACUCUGCGGCAUCCGAAGAUGAAGAUGACAACAACUGGUUGUUUGCUACUGGGAUGCCUGGCAUACCUCCGAUAUCCACGGUGGCUGGCUGGGAUAUGGAUCAUAUCGCUUUGAAGGUUUCCCCGAGAGCCCCAUUAUACGAAACCUCAGAUCUUGUCAGCUGGGAUGAACAAGGGAUCAAGGAAUAUCCGGGGAUGAGAGCUGUCAUUACCGUUUCGCGUCGCAUCUCUCAUUCAAGCGGCCAAGCGCGCCACCUUCAAUACCGAUCGCAGAGCCUCGUAUACAAACUUAUUCACUGGGUAUUUGCCUGUACCGUCAUCAUCAUGGCGUCCCAGAUAAAUCUCUUCUCGCCAGCUGAACUUGCCUAUCUUCACCAAUCACUCUCUUUACAUCCUCCAAUCCGCCCCGAUGGGCGCACACCGACGCAAUUCCGUCCCUUGACAGCAGAGACGGGCGUUCUGCCUGGCACAAACGGCAGCGCGCGCGUACAUUUCGCUGAUGGUACUGAGGCCAUUGUAGGAGUCAAAGCUGAGAUUGAGAAGACUGGAGGAAGCGAGGAGCAGCAGGACGAAGAUCGAACGAGGAGUGACUGGCUCGAAUUGGCAGUCGAGAUUCCAGGACAGAGAGAUGAUGAAGCCUCGACAAUAUUUCUGGCAGAGAUGUUGAGAGAGGCGCUGUUGGCGGAUAAUGAGUUUGCCAAGAAAUUGAGAAUCAACAGACGGUUUCACUGGCGACUAUAUCUCGACGUUCUACUAAUAUCUCCUCCACUGUCAUACCCUCUCCCACUACUAUCACUUACAACACAUCUUGCUCUUUUGGCAACACGCCUGCCCCGUCUUAAGUCGGAAGGCGACGAGGAUCCCAUGUUUGACGACGAUUGGGAGGCGUCGACUUUCUUGUACCCUCGCGAUGGUGCAGAUGCGGCAGGUUCACGUCCACCCAUCACACUUCUCGUUGUUGCGAUUGGCGACAACACUAUUUUCGACCCUGCAAAGGAGGAGCUGGCUGUAGCGGAGACAGCGCUGGCCGUAUCUGUGGCGGAGGUCCGUCGAGUCGCGACUGAGGGCGGCAUGGAGGUUGACAAGAAGAGCCGCGAGCUCAAGUUGUUGUCGAUCCGAACUAUUGAUCCGCCAUCAAGGCUCACACCGCCUGGAGUACCGCAUACGACCAAUGGAACCGCACAAAAGGGAGAGGCUCAGACAGCUGAGGGCGUGUGGAAGGCACCAUUGGGUGGAACGAAGUUUGGAGUAAUGGACAGUAUAAUACAAGCUGUUCUGGAGAAGGGUGGUGUUGCGGAUGAGGUUUUGGAGGGCUUGGAGGGUGUUGAGCUCACAUGA